Messenger RNA from Linum trigynum, 2252 nucleotides. Lineage: Eukaryota; Viridiplantae; Streptophyta; Magnoliopsida; Malpighiales; Linaceae. The record is from the annotation of a GenBank genome assembly.
CACUUGAUUUUCCUCAAUUAUGCUCUUUUAUAUUUUAGUAGCAAGUCCCGUCUUGUCUCUCUCGUGAUAUGCUUAUGCUCUAACAGAAUCCUAGCUGAUUCUCUUUCGUCUCAACGACUGUGCAUCAUGUAACUACGUUUGUCAAGGAUUGUUCUGUAACCCUGUGUUUUUUUAGGGGGAAAAAAAAGUCGUUCUCCAAUGAUUGAAUCUUUGCGAGUGCCUCUAGGAGAACACCCAUCUGAUGACUUGGAGGAUCGAACCUGGGAGCUGUCACUAGGAUCCCAUUGUGCCUCUAGGAACACCCAUCUGAUGGCUUAGAGGAUCGAACAUGGGAGCUGCCACUAGGAUCCCAUUGUGCCUCUAGGAACACCCAUCUGAUGACUUGGAGGAUCGAACCUAGGAGCUGCCCCUCCCAAAUCGUCACUUUUCUCCGUACUCACACCAGUUGGGCUAUGUGACCUUUGAUUUUUUUUUUCCUUUUCAAAAUAUUGAAAUAGUAGCUUUGUUGCCCCAAAUUCUUUCUUUAUUUCUUUUCCAUUCAAAAUGGUCGCACGUUGCUUUUAUUAAUGGAAGUCUUGGAAGACAAAGUAUAGAAGCUUUGCCCAUAAUUUUUUUCGUAGCUUUUAUUAUGAAAAAGAAACUUAUAAUUAUAGACUGAUAGUUGGGGAAUGUAUGUUCAAGAUCAUUAUAUAGUAAAAUCACAUUUGAGUUUGGGGUACGAUUUUUUAGAAUUGUUUGUGCGAUUUUCACAUUUAGCUAACGGCAUAGCACAAAUAGCAUAUCGAAAGUUUCAUAAUAUAAAUGAUACAUUGGCUAAGGUUGCUAUAUUUAGUUGUAUUAGUCUUUAAAAAUGAAAAUGGUAAUGAUUGGUCAUUCAUGAUAUUCAUUUCAAACGUAUAAUUAAAUUAUUUUACUACAACAUAACCAAUAAAAUAACAUGUACAUCACACUUUUCAAUAUAAUCCAGUAUUAUACUUUGUCACAUGAAUUUUAUAAUUGCCGAAGAAAACAACGUAUCUAUCACACUUACCUAUAUACUUUUCCCCUCCCUCCAUCCCUUUCACUUUCCCCCCAUAAAAUAACAUUUUCUCUCCAAUUCCCUUCCCCUCCAAAUUUUCCCUCCCUCCUUUUCUUCCCCUACUUCGGAAACAGGGGGUAAGCAUCAUGGCUUAAAUUCAUUAUUAUGGUGUGUCAACGGUCAACCAGCCGAGCCGAGUCUGUUCCAUUUUAAAUAAUUAAACCCAGACUUUGUUAAUUAUUAUGUAAUUAUUGUUAUUCUACACGCCGCCCGGACGGGGACGAUCCAUUAUUCAACUAGCCAAACGGAAAACGAUAAGGAAGAAAAGAAUGGGACGAACGAGCAGUUUGCAAGAGCCAAAGGUUCCGCUGACCGCCUGAAACAUUCAGAAACCUUGAGAAAGGAAGAAAUCUAACCUGCUGCGGGGAGCGGCGGCGACAAUUGGAUUACCGGAGGCGAGAGAACCGAACAAGGAAGGAUAACGGAAAAACUUUGAUGUCAAAUUGAGUUGUAUCGGAGACGGGAAAGAUGGAGACUAACGGCGCCGGCGGCGGUGGAGGAAGCAGCAGCAGCAAGAGGAGCGAAAUAGGAAAGCCAAUUAUAGGAAUGGUUUGCGGUACGCUGGUGUACUACCACUGUGCUCAUCGGAAUUCCAGCCUUCUCUCCCUCCUCUCCGACGUCUUCAUCGUCCUCCUCUGCUCCCUCGCCAUUCUCGGCCUUCUCUUCCGCCAAUUGAACAUCUCGAUUCCUGUAGAUCCACUGGAGUGGCAGAUCUCUCAAGACACUGCUAAUAGUAUUGUUGCAUGGUUUGCUAACACCAUAGGAGCAGCUGAAUCUGUGUUGAGGGUUGCAGCAACUGGACAUGACAAGAGGUUAUUCUUUAAGGUUGUAAUCUGUCUCUACAUACUAUCGGCAUUGGGACGAUUGGUUUCAGGGGUCACUGUUGCAUAUGCUGCAUUGUGUAUGUUCUGCCUGUACAUUCUGGCCGACACCUCAGAAAAAUGCAGCAGUUGUCUCUCUUGGCUGUUGGGCCGUAGCAACAGCACCUCUGCAGAACCAGAUAGCUAGCAAGCCAAGUUGAACCAGGUUUUGUUUGGCCGAAGUAACAGCACAAUUCCAGAAUCAGAUAGCUAGCGAGCUAAGCUCAAAUCAAUUUGCGGACCACAAAUCUCGUGUGUUCUUCAGCAGCUUUUCUCCAUCUAACUACUUGAAGGGCGUUGGUUGUUUUUUCUGU